UUGGGUUUAACAUAAAGCAUGAGAACGUAAGACCGUAUCGCAUGAAGAGCAAUAGAAACAAAGGUAUAAAUACGGCAACUUCUCAUCCUUUAUCAGCUCUUUCCAUCCACACACCAUAUCAUUCUUUCUUUCUAUACUCUUCAGAACCACUUUCCAGCGAACAAUGAUUUUUCUCAAGCUCUUUUUUGCCGUAUUUUUGAUGGUAUUCACCCUGUUUGACGAUGCUAAAGCAACAAAUUGUCAAGCAGUCGGUACAUACAACAUGAAUAGCAUCGGAUUCGGCAGCGGUGGCACAACUUACUCUUCCUCUAAUGGAGUUAAAAUUUACAAAGAUGGUAAUCUUGUCGGUAGUGCUGAUGGCAGUGAUUUUAAUGUUUGCACGGAUUAUUAUGCCGUAAAAUCACAACUUCCAAUCGCUUUUGGUUGGGCGUCAACAUGCGCCUUUGGCUUUUUUGACGAAUGUCACGGCUCCUACGGCGAUCAAACUCAUAUCGUUGGUGAAAAGCCGGAAACUUCAACUGAUUUCUACGGUUUCGGUAUCGAUACUAUUUCAACUUGUAAGAUCAACUUCAACUGCUGAGCGCGAGAUCAGAGCUUUUGCAAGUUGUCAAAAGCAUAAUGGACUAUUUACCAUGUCAAGUUCUUUGAAGUCAUUCCAUCAUCAAAUCAUGUAUGCAUCGUGACAUUUCAUUCGAAUCGAAUUGACAUUGUAGUACCGGGAGAGCUGUGAACACAAUACAGCAAGCGAGAGAGAGUGGGG
Messenger RNA from Meira miltonrushii, 760 nucleotides. RefSeq lists its product as uncharacterized. NCBI's taxonomy places the organism in Eukaryota, Fungi, Basidiomycota, Exobasidiomycetes, Exobasidiales, Brachybasidiaceae. The transcript has 2 exons. The coding region runs from base 164 to 580 and encodes 138 amino acids. The record is from RefSeq and is a predicted model, not a curated record.